GAAGACUUGCUUGUAGCAUUCUUCCUCUUCUCGGUGUCAGCUUUUAUUAGUGCUUUGGCGCAGGGGAGGGGGGAAGAUCGGCAGACCCGGACGGCCGCUGAUCCUCUGGAGUUGGUAUGCGAUAAGCAGCCCUAGCAGUGCCAUGUAUUGGAAAAGCGAUCAGAUGUUUGUGUGUAAACUAGAAGAAAAGGACGUGCCGGAGCUGGCAGUUCCCCCUGAGAAGUGCCAGGGGCUCAUGUCGGAGGAGUGCGGGCGGAUUGCAGCCCUGGCGGCCGCGAGGACUCGGAAAGGCGCCGGGGAAGAGGGACUGGUGAGCCCCGAGGGAGCGGGGGACGAGGACUCGUGCUCCUCCUCGGCCCCGCUGUCCCCGUCGUCCUCGCCCCGGUCCAUGGCCUCGGGCUCUGUCUGCCCCCCUGGCAAGUGUGUGUGCAACAGCUGCGGCCUGGAGAUCGUGGACAAGUACCUUCUCAAGGUGAAUGACCUGUGCUGGCAUGUUCGGUGUCUCUCCUGCAGUGUCUGCAGGACAUCCUUAGGAAGGCAUACCAGCUGUUAUAUUAAAGACAAAGACAUUUUCUGCAAACUUGAUUAUUUCAGAAGGUAUGGAACUCGCUGCUCUCGUUGUGGGAGGCAUAUCCAUUCUACUGACUGGGUCCGGAGGGCCAAGGGGAAUGUCUAUCACUUGGCAUGCUUUGCCUGCUUUUCUUGCAAAAGGCAACUUUCCACGGGAGAGGAGUUUGCUUUGGUGGAAGAGAAAGUCCUCUGCAGAGUGCAUUAUGACUGUAUGCUGGAUAAUUUAAAAAGAGAAGUGGAAAAUGGCAAUGGGAUUAGUGUUGAAGGUGCCCUCCUCACAGAGCAAGAUGUUAAUCAUCCAAAACCAGCAAAAAGAGCUCGGACCAGCUUUACAGCAGAUCAGCUCCAGGUUAUGCAAGCACAGUUUGCUCAGGACAACAACCCAGAUGCACAGACCCUCCAGAAACUGGCAGAAAGGACAGGCUUGAGCAGACGUGUGAUACAGGUGUGGUUUCAGAAUUGUCGAGCACGCCAUAAGAAACACGUCAGUCCUAAUCACUCCUCCUCUGCCCCAGUCACAGCAGUCCCGCCCUCCAGGCUGUCUCCACCCAUGUUAGAAGAAAUGGCUUAUUCUGCCUAUGUGCCCCAAGAUGGGACGAUGCUAACUGCGCUGCAUAGUUACAUGGAUGCUCAUUCACCAACAACUCUUGGACUCCAGCCCUUGUUACCCCAUUCAAUGACACAACUGCCAAUAAGUCAUACCUAAUUCCUUUUUUCAGGGAUAGAAAUGAUUAAGGAUAUAAUCUUGUCAUUUAUUAUGUAUAAAAUACCAUUGGAAAGAUAUUAAUGUUAAUUUUUUAUUUAACACUCAAAGCAUUUUCAACAUCACUUUGCUUAACCAGGUAUGUAUCUAUAGUUGGCCUGCAAGACACUUUUAUUGAUUCUUCAUUUUUUGUAAAAUUUAUGUUUACAAGAAGAAAACAGAUCAAAACUUUUUUUGUAUUGUCUGGAAAUAGUUCACUCUAGUGUGUAUCUGUUAAUUUAUUUGUCAUCAAAAGAGCACUUUGCCUAAAAGAAAGGACUGACAAGUGUGCAAAAUGUUUACAAUCCUUUGUGAAAUUGUAGUUUAUCAUUAGUUUGUAUCUGUAAGUUAUUGUUAUAAAUAUUACCUGUAUUUUUUGUUAUAUACAACUUUAUACUUUGAAGCUUGUAUCUGUGAAUUUGCAACUGAAAUUUAUUUUGCCAAUGUUUUCUGAAUGAAUUGAAUAAAGCUUCUGUUGUAGCAUGCCAUGCAAACACAUUAUUGUGUUUGUGGUUGAUGAAUUAUGGCUGUAAAUAACACUAUAGUUUAAUAAGCCCACCACUCUAAGUUUAUUAAACAUUUUCCAUUCUUGUGAAAGUUUCAACCAAUUUGUCCUUUUUUGUGUGUGUUUUCAGCAUUAAGUCAACGUUAGUCUCAAAUAUAACAACUCUUAAUUUUAGAAAGUCAUUUUGUUUUGAGCUGUGUUUUGAGUACAUUUUAAUAGGAAACUUAUUUGUAGAUGAUUGCACUUACUCAACAAAAGAACACAUGAAAACAUCUAAUUUGGCAAAUUAUCCCUUUUAAACUAGCUAAUAAAAUUAAUGUGAAAGAAAAGACAGAGCACUUUUCAAAAUGACCUUUUUGGGUAUCCCAAGUCAGAAAUGAAAUAUGGGCCAUGAGAAUAUAUUUCUUCAGGGGUGAAAAAGGAGAACUAAAAGUAUUUGGAGUUUAUGAGCAAUGUUUCUAGAGCAGACUCUUUACUUUUUCUUCCUAGUGAACACUCUUUAGGGAUUGUGAUUCUGAGAGCUGAAAUCUAAACCCCAGGACUUUAUCCUUUGUAACAGUGGACGCUUGUCUUGGAAUUACAAAAGUAAGUGGUACCACCCUCACUAAUUUUUUAAUUUAAAGAACUUAAUCAGUACUCACUUCUUGUUUUUCAUAUACAAGUAAGAAAAAAAAGGUAAUGGAAAAAAAUAUCUUCAGAAUCUUAAGUCUUUGUUUAACUUAGCAGAUUCACAUCUGGCUGAGGACUGGAAGUAAUAGUGGAGUAUUUGUAAUUCUGUUCUAGUAAUCAUAAAUGCAACCAGAAAGCAAUCACGUGGGUAUAAGUAACUCACUAUCUCCCUCAAACCAGAGGCAAUAAGCCUAAGUUUCACUAUGGGAGAAAGGAUGAAAAAAGCUUUUGUUUUGUUUUUUUUAAACCUGCUAUUCCAGUUAGAAUUUUUUUUUUCCCCCCCAAAACAAAGAAUGUAGCCAAUAGUCACUCUGUCUGAUCUUGUGAGAUUGAUGCUAAUCUCCUUGGGUUUUUGUCUACCUGUCCCAGGCACGGAGUGGUGAGGUCAGCUUUACCUCUACCAGAUGUCGAGGAAAGCUCUUGUAGUCUAGCCAAGCUCUGCACUGUUAGCAGCUUAUAGCAUUUCCCAGCUGGAUAUAAUUGGCAUCAUUUAGCUUGGAAGGUGCUUGAUUGUGUUAGUUCU
Molecule: messenger RNA, 3009 nt
Organism: Neomonachus schauinslandi (Hawaiian monk seal)
Lineage: Eukaryota; Metazoa; Chordata; Mammalia; Carnivora; Phocidae
Gene: LHX8
Product: LIM homeobox 8
Exons: 9
Coding region: 143-1276 (377 amino acids)
Biological process (GO): neuron differentiation; forebrain neuron development; regulation of transcription by RNA polymerase II
Cellular component (GO): nucleus
Molecular function (GO): RNA polymerase II transcription regulatory region sequence-specific DNA binding; DNA-binding transcription factor activity, RNA polymerase II-specific
Source: RefSeq, a predicted model, not a curated record